GAGACGGCUCCGGGCGCUCUACAGUGUGCGUGUGACUUCGGGGUCCUUCACGUCAGUCUGUCUACCUCCGCUGGAGCCGCACGGCAUCUCCGCGAGCACCCGCAUUAGUUGUGGUACAUGGCGACGCUGGCCUCUCUCUUGGGCCGCGGGGCUCCCUCGGCUGGUCUGCCCCUCCGGAAGUUGCUGCGGGAAUUUAAAUAUGUGUAUAGGAGCUAUGCAUCAAAGCCCACUUUGAAUGAAGUGGUCAUAGUAAGCGCAACAAGGACACCUAUUGGAUCUUUUCUAGGAUGCCUUUCCACACUUCCAGCUACUAAACUUGGUUCCAUAGCCAUUCAAGGAGCCAUUAAAAAAGCUGGGAUACCAAAGGAGGAAGUCAAAGAAGCAUACAUGGGCAAUGUUAUUCAGGGGGGUGAAGGACAAGCACCAACCAGGCAGGCUGUACUUGGAGCAGGUUUACCCAUCUCUAUUCCAUGCACCACUGUCAACAAAGUUUGUGCUUCAGGAAUGAAAUCCAUUAUGAUGGCAUCUCAGAAUUUAAUGUGUGGCCAUCAGGAUGUGAUGGUUGCAGGUGGAAUGGAGAGUAUGUCCAAUGUUCCAUAUGUAAUGAACAGAGGAGCAACUCCUUAUGGAGGAGUAAAACUUGAAGAUUUAAUUGUAAAAGAUGGACUAACUGAUGUCUACAAUAAAAUUCAUAUGGGUAACUGUGCUGAGAAUACGGCCAAGAAACUUAACAUUUCACGAGAAGAACAAGAUGCGUAUGCCAUAAAUUCUUACACUAGAAGUAAAGCAGCAUGGGAAGCUGGAGUAUUUACAGAUGAAAUUACUCCAGUUACAAUUACACAAAAAGGUAAACCAGAAACAGUGGUAAAAGAAGAUGAAGAGUACAAACGUGUUGAUUUUAGCAAAGUCCCAAAACUGAGGACGGUUUUCCAAAAAGAAAAUGGCACAGUGACAGCCGCCAAUGCCAGCACACUGAAUGAUGGAGCAGCUGCUCUGGUUCUGAUGACAGCAGAUGCAGCCAAGAGGCUCAAUGUUAAACCGCUCGCAAAAAUUGUAGCAUUCGCAGAUGCUGCUGUAGAACCUAUUGAUUUUCCAAUUGCACCUGCUUAUGCUGUACCAAAGAUACUUAAAGAUACAGGAUUGAAAAAAGAUGAUAUUACAAUGUGGGAAGUAAAUGAAGCUUUUAGUGUAGUUGUAUUAGCAAAUAUUAAAAUGUUGGAGGUUGAUCCCAAAAAAGUGAACAUCAAUGGAGGAGCUGUUUCUUUGGGACACCCAAUUGGUAAAUGCUUUUUUAAUUCUAGGAUGUCUGGAGCAAGAAUUGUUGUUCAUAUGGUCCAUGCCUUGAAGCAAGGAGAGUAUGGUCUUGCAGGAAUUUGCAAUGGAGGAGGUGGUGCUUCUGCAAUACUAAUCCAGAAGUUGUAGAAUAAUGGAACAAGUACCCUCAUAUGUAUAUGUUACUGGAAGCGAUUGACCAAUUAAUAGUGUUAAAAGUAUGGAUGCUAAAGCUUAUACAAAUCACUUAAACUUUUCUGAUGAUUAUUUUUUUAUAUUCUAACUUUUAGAAAUUUGAAAUAAAUCACAAAGCCUUUUUUAAAAAUUGUAUAGUACAAAUAAAUUUUCUUGUCAUCAGAUUUGAUCAUCCAAGCCAUUUUUAGCAUAAAAGGGUGUCUUGUCUCUAAAGGCUUUUCAGUUUCCAGUAAGAUGAUCUUGGGCAUGAUUAUUCAGCUGAAAAGCACUGAAUUUCAAAAUGGAUUUUCAGAAUUCUUCAGUGCCACAAUGGCAGGAGCAUGUAUGAGUGCCUUCCAAAAAACUCUUGACUUUCUUUUUGGUAAAAUAGUUGUGAACUGAACUUUUAUUAAAGCUCUGAAUUUUUCACUA
Gracilinanus agilis (Agile Gracile Mouse Opossum) is the source of this 1878-nucleotide messenger RNA. It is a transcript of the gene ACAT1, whose product is annotated as acetyl-CoA acetyltransferase 1. The transcript is spliced from 13 exons. The coding region runs from base 118 to 1422 and encodes 434 amino acids. Gene Ontology annotation, biological process: fatty acid beta-oxidation. The record is from RefSeq and is a predicted model, not a curated record. Lineage: Eukaryota; Metazoa; Chordata; Mammalia; Didelphimorphia; Didelphidae. Gene Ontology annotation, molecular function: acetyl-CoA C-acetyltransferase activity.